AUGGUCAACCAGCUCAAAUAUGGUCCGAUUCCAGUUCUCAAAGCCCUCAACUCCGAUUGGCAUGUGAUUAAGGCUGAACAGGUGAAUCAAAAGCGCGCAAGAGCUUCAACAGUUACAAAAUCAUCUCCAAUCCAAACCCAUGGAACAUUAUUGAGAGAACCUUUAAGAAGGUCAAAGUCAUCAGUGCCAACAUAUUCUUGCAGAUUUGAGAAAACAGUAAAGCUGCCGCAACAGCUCCUAUUCCUUCAGCAGGCAGAAGUGCAACUUAAUUUCCAGAAAAGUAGCGACCAUGGAAUCUUUUCUUUGUUACAUCCAAGGUUCAGCGGUGUGUUAGGCGAAGCUCUAGACUUGGUUGCUAGAUGGAGCAGGGAUGUGAUAACUGUUGAGAAGGUUGUUUUGGAACAAAGCAAUAGCCAGUAUGAGCUUCAAGGCGAAUACGUGUUGCCCAGGUCACGAGCUGGAAAAGAAACAGGAAAAGGGAACUUACUAAGAAGAGAAAUGGCUGGUGAUGUUGUUCCCCAUUACCUUAAUGUUGAUCUUGCAUUGGGAGAUAUACGUGUUGCAAAGUGUAUCAAGUCUGACUACCCAUGUGUCCCAUUGGAGGAAGCUCAAGGCAAUAUAGAUACUUUGAGCAAGUUCAUACAUUUAGAGUCCUUGAACGGUGUUACUAAGGAAGAGUGGAGACAAGUGAGGCACACAUUUAAAAAAAUCAGCACAAAUCUUGUUUACAGUGAGGCACACAUUAGUGACGGACGCCGUGGUCGCUACUGUGACGGACGCAACCAGCUCUUUUCCGCAAACAAUGUCCUUCCUUCUUCGUUUUUGCUCAGGCUGUUGCUAAAUGUCGCCACCACCACCCAAACAACCUUUUUGUUGUGUCGGUCAUCGUCCAUCACCGCCUGCCACCGCAAAGGAAGCUGA
Lactuca saligna is the source of this 921-nucleotide messenger RNA. Lineage: Eukaryota; Viridiplantae; Streptophyta; Magnoliopsida; Asterales; Asteraceae. The record is from the annotation of a GenBank genome assembly.